Eutrema salsugineum is the source of this 813-nucleotide messenger RNA. RefSeq names its product cysteine-rich and transmembrane domain-containing protein WIH2. Bases 252 to 533 code for a protein of 93 amino acids. NCBI's taxonomy places the organism in Eukaryota, Viridiplantae, Streptophyta, Magnoliopsida, Brassicales, Brassicaceae. The record is from RefSeq and is a predicted model, not a curated record. The transcript has 3 exons.
GGUUUCAUCGUAUUGAACGAUGAGUUUUGGAUAAUAAAAGCUAAAAAAGAUACAUAAAUAAUAACUGCAAAAACGCGUUUUACUUAAAACACUCUCCUCUUUUCCUUUUCUUUCUCUACCCAUCUCUAUCGCUAUAACUUCGAUAUAUCAGUUUCUGGAUCUAAGUUUUGCACUCUGCGUGAUCUCCUUUCGUCUUCGUCGUUCUCUUCUCGAGUUUCACGUUUCGCAGGAGAUCCCAAAAACAAACAGCAAUGAGUCAGUACAAUCAACCUCCCGUCGGUGUUCCUCCUCCUCAAGGUUAUCCGCCGGAGGGAUAUCCAAAGGAUGCUUAUCCACCGCAAGGAUAUCCUCCUCCGGGAUAUCCGCAGCAAGGCUACCCACCGCAGGGUUAUCCUCAGCAAGGAUAUCCUCCGCCGUAUGCGCCGCAAUAUCCUCCGCCACCGCAGCAUCAGCAACAACAGAACAGCCCUGGGUUUCUAGAAGGAUGUCUUGCUGCUCUCUGUUGUUGCUGUCUCUUGGAUGCUUGCUUCUGAUUGAAGUAUCUGCUCAGAGCUGCUGAUUUAAUUGCAAGAGGGAGCGUUUGGCAACACUAGAAAUUUAAAAUUGAUUUGUUGUGGGCAUUGAAAAAAAUGGAUUGCAGAGGAUCUCUUGUCUAUUCUCUUUCGUUUAUGUUUUAUGUUCUUCGGUUCAUAAAUAACCUAUUUGUCUAUCGACGUUCUGGCUCGUUUGGAUUUGAUUAAUGGGAUUUGUAAAAAUUGGUGGUGAAUGUGUGUUCAAAUAAUUCAGAUAAUCAUAUCUCAAUGCUUUUAUUGA